AUGGCCGACCCGCCCACGAUCAUCGCCAAAAAGCUCUCCUUCCUAACCCAACAAACCCGCCUCCUCACGACCCCCGAUCCGCUCCCCUCCCGGGCAUGGAACCGCUCCAACGCCUCGUCCGACUCGCCCCUCCCGCAGCGGGCCGUCGAUGACGCCCUGGCGAAGUUGACGCAGGUGCUGAAGCAGCACGCGAGGAGGGUGUAUCCCCCGCAGGCGGCGCGGCAUGUGGCUGAGCAGAUUGAGAGGUUAUACUGGGAGGAUACGGAGAGGAAGGCGGAGGGGAUAGGGGGCGACGGGAUUGGCAGGGAAGUCGAUUUGACUAGGGAUGCCGUCAUCGCCCGUCUACCACCCGUAUGGCCAUCCGACGAAGAAGCCUCCGCACACCCCGCCGAAGCCCACCGCUACGCGACACAAAUCGCGCGCCUCUCCGCCCUCGCCGACGAGAGGAAACAACUCCUCGCACGCGUCCGUCGCCUCAGGAGAAUGCAGGAGCUUCUUCGGCCCUUCGAGACGUCGUUCGUCGACGAGAGGGGGCGGGAGACCACCGCUGGCGUGCAGGAGAGUCUGCUUACAAGGAGGGGCCCGAUGGAGAAGGAACUGGAUAGGAUGAGAUUGUUGCUGCUGAGGGUUUCGGCGCGGCUGGGGGGUGUGCCGGGGGGACUGGGGCAUGCUGAGGAUAAAACGGUGAAGGAGAUUUUGGAGGGGGAUGAGGAGAGGGUCACGAAGGUUUUAAGGAGCUUGUGA
Messenger RNA from Scedosporium apiospermum, 744 nucleotides. RefSeq lists its product as uncharacterized. Gene Ontology annotation, cellular component: Mis6-Sim4 complex. NCBI's taxonomy places the organism in Eukaryota, Fungi, Ascomycota, Sordariomycetes, Microascales, Microascaceae. Bases 1 to 744 code for a protein of 247 amino acids. The transcript is spliced from 2 exons. The record is from RefSeq and is a predicted model, not a curated record.